Spirodela intermedia is the source of this 153-nucleotide messenger RNA. Lineage: Eukaryota; Viridiplantae; Streptophyta; Magnoliopsida; Alismatales; Araceae. The record is from the annotation of a GenBank genome assembly.
AUGCCAAGAACCAUCAAUAGUUCUUUUUAUCUGAAGGCCUUGAGUAAAUCUUUAUCUUUUGAGAUUAGUGAUGGUUACAUCAACUUGAAAUUGAAUAAAUUAUAUAAAGUGCAACCAAAAAUUGAUAGUCAUUUCAAUCUAAGCAACUAUUGA